Amphimedon queenslandica is the source of this 1006-nucleotide messenger RNA. Its product is annotated as prolyl 3-hydroxylase OGFOD1-like. The record is from RefSeq and is a predicted model, not a curated record. The transcript has 9 exons. Gene Ontology annotation, cellular component: cytoplasm. Lineage: Eukaryota; Metazoa; Porifera; Demospongiae; Haplosclerida; Niphatidae. Gene Ontology annotation, biological process: peptidyl-proline hydroxylation; regulation of translational termination. The annotation marks the transcript as partial. Gene Ontology annotation, molecular function: peptidyl-proline dioxygenase activity; L-ascorbic acid binding; iron ion binding.
AUGUUACAUAAAGUUUUGGUUAUUGGCUAUCAAAAUGCCUUCCAAAAUUAUAAGGAUUUAUUAAUAAGUGAUGUACUGCCAUGGUUACGAGAGCUAACUGGUAUUGACCUGUAUGAGACUGUGGAUGCAACUUGUGCUAAAUACGAUUAUACAGAUGUGUUAUUGUGUCAUGAUGAUGAGCUGGAGGGUAGAAGGAUUGCAUACAUAUACUAUCUUGUAGAUCCUUCAUGGGAGAAAAAAGAUGGAGGGACACUUGAUCUAUUUAAUACUGAUGAGUUUGGCCAGCCUCAUCAGAUAGUCCAUUCUAUUGUUCCUUUGUGGAACUCCUUUGUAUUCUUUGAAGUCACUCCAAUCUCUUUCCAUCAAGUAUCUGAAGUGUUGACGGCUUCAAAGACUCGUCUAACAAUCAGUGGCUGGUUUCAUGGGCCGUCAUUGCCCCGCCCAUCUCCUUAUAAGGAAGUCAUGCCAUUAAUGUACCACCCACUGGAUAAACCAUUAGAGGUGUUGGCGGAGUGGGUUAGUCCAGUGUAUCUUGAUGUUGGUACACAAUCACAGAUAAGGGAACAAUUUGAGAGUGAAUCACAAAUUGAAUUACCUGACUUCUUAAUAGAGGAUAAAUAUAAGUUGUUGUGCAAUGACUUAAAUAAAAAGGUAAACAUCUGGGAGAGAAGAGGACCACCUAAUAAAAGAAAUAUUGAAGUUGCCCAACCAGACAAACUGUUACCAUUACCUACUGAAUGUCACUCCCUUUUUCUGUCUGAGCCUUUCUGUCUCCUCCUCUCUCAUCUUACUGGCCUACAGCUAACAUCUCAUACUCUAAACCUCAACCCUAAUGAUGAUGUAUCCAUUAUGCCAGAGAGUAAUAACACUCCUUGUAACUGUCAUGGUGACUGGUACCGCUGGCAGCAUGGUGGAUACACACUGAUGAGUGAUAGCACCAGCACUGUUAAUGGAGAGAAUGCGGAAGAGUUCUCACUUGAUGCAAAGCUAUUUUUUAAUACAGAAG